GGACAUGCAACUCCCUCCAAUGACUAGAGUCUUUUCUGAUGGCUGAUGAAUUGCAAUUUAUUUUUUUGUCUUUUUUUUUAUAACAAUCAAAUAAAUAAAAUUCGUGGAAAGAAAUAAUAUGUCGAAAUAAGAUUAGUGAGAAUAAAUAAUUGUCCUCUGAAAUCAGUAAAUUAUUGAAAAGGAAACAUCAUUUAGUACCUACCCCAUGUGAUUUUGUCCGAAGACCAUAAACCUCAUCAAGUCAAUUUCACUCUCCACACAAACCAAACGCUUCUGCUUGAGAAAACCCAGAGACUACAUUGCAAAUUGCGAACCCUUUCCUCACCCAUCACCUUUCUUUCUUUGUUCUGACUUCUGAUCCCAUCUGAUCUGCUUCACUUGAGAUUUAACCAUGGCUGAAAAACUUUAUGGUGGACCUUACCUCUCUCCCUUGGUUAAUACUGUUUUGGACAACAUGUCUUCAAUACUUGAAGAUGACUCUGUCCUCUAUGGAAACGACUCUUCCCUGGAGUUGCUUGGAAGGUUGCAGAAUUGUCUGUAUGAUGUUGGACCUGUUCUUGAUGAUGCUGAGCUGAAGCAGUUCACUGACAAGAGAGUCAAGAAGUGGCUUCUUGAUCUCCAAGAUGCUCUCUAUUUCGCUGAUGACUUGCUCGACGAACUCUCAACUAAAGCCGCCAUUGAUGCCACUCAAAGGGAACCAGGUAACUCUUCCUCCUGGUCUCGUCUGGUUGAUUCAUAUAUUGAAGAUAGUGGUGACUUGGAAAAAAUAGUUCGAAGACUAGAGUCUGUUGUAGCAGGCAAAAAUUAUCUUCGUCUGAAGGAGAGUGCCAAAGUGGACAUGUCAUGGAGAAUUCCAUCCACAUGUCUUGUUGAACCAUCGGAGAUAUGUGGCAGGAAAGAAGACAAGGAGGCCAUACUGAAACUGUUGUUGGAUGAUGAUGAUGCUGCUGAUGGUGAUUUAUCUGUCAUUCCCAUUGUGGGCAUGGGCGGAAUAGGAAAGACUACUUUGGCCCAAUUGCUUUACAAUGACGAUAAAAUGAAAGGGAAUUUUGAUUUUCGAGGUUGGGUUUGUGUGUCCGAAGAGUUUGAUGUCACUAAGGUCACCAAGACUAUAAUUGAGGCAAUAACAAAGAGUCCUUGUAACUUGAAUGAUUUGAAUUUACUUCAACAGGAAUUAAAAGAAAAAUUGUCAACGCGGAAAUUCUUUGUUGUCUUGGAUGACGCAUGGAAUGAGGAUUAUGAAGAUUGGAAUAGGCUUCUAAAACCUUUUCAGAAUGGGGUUAAGGGGAGUAAAAUUCUCAUAACCACUAGAAGUAAAAAUGUGGCUUCUGUGGUGCAAACUGUUUCACCUCAUGAACUAAGUUUAUUGUCUGAAGAAGAUUGUUGGUCAGUGUUUUCAAAACAUGCACGCCUUUCCACUGACUCCAUAGAAAAUCCAACUCUGAAAAAAGUUGGUAAAGAUAUUGUAAAGAAGUGUGAUGGAUUGCCCUUGGCAGCUCAAGCCCUCGGAGGCCUAUUGCGUGGAAAUUCUGAUGUCGAGUAUUGGAAUCAUAUAUUGAAGAGUGAGGUAUGGAAAUUCUCCAAUGACAAGAUAAAAGUUGUUCCGGCUUUAAGAAUCAGUUAUUACUAUCUUCCUUCAUGUCUGAAAGAGUGCUUUGUUUAUUGCUCGUUGUAUCCGAAGGAUUAUGAAUUUGAUAAAGAUAAGCUCAUGUUGUUGUGGAUGGCUCAGAAUUUUUUACAACCAACUGGGAGAAACACUUUAGAAGAAGUUGGUGAUGAAUAUUUCGAUGAAUUAGUUGCGCGAUCGUUUUUGCAACCUCAUAGUAUUGAGAAAAAUAAAUUUGUGAUGCAUGAUCUCGUACAUGAUUUGGCAAUGAUGUUUGCGGGAGAAUUCUAUUUUAGAGCGGAAGAGCUUCAGAAUGCAAGUGAGGUUGGUAUUAAAACUCGUCAUUUAUCCCAUAAUGCUAAAGGCAAUUAUCCAAUCUCAAAACUUUUGGGAGUUUGUGACAGAAUAAAACAUACAAGGACAUUUCUUGAAAUCAACUUGAACGAGUGGAUUGCAUUCAACAUGGAAAACGCACCUUGCAUCUUGUUGUCACAUUUGAAGUACCUGAGAGCCUUGUCGUUCAAAGGCUUUCCUCUUGAGUCAGUACCUGAUUCAAUAGGCGAGUUGAUUCAUUUGCGUUACUUGGAUCUGUCCGAGACCUACAUUGUUACAUUGCCAGAGUCAUUGGGUAACCUGUAUAACUUGCAGACCUUGAAGUUGUGUUGGUGUAGAAAUCUGAAAAUGCUACCUGUUUGCAUGAAAGACCUUGUCAAUUUGCGCCAUCUUGAUAUUAGAGAAACUCGUGUGCACGUGAUGCCGAAAGGCAUGAGCCAGUUGAAAAAUUUGCAGUUUUUAAGCAAUUAUGUUGUUGGGAAGCGUGAAGAGAACAAGAUGACAGAAUUGGGAGCACUUGCAGAUCUACAGCAAUCUAUUUCCAUUGCCGGUUUGGAGAAUGUGGUGAACAGCAGUGAAGCUUGGAUGGCAAGAAUGUUUGAUAAGGAUGGCAUUUGUUCUCUGAAGUUGAGUUGGUUGCCAGAUGAAGAUGAGAAUAUAGUUGAUUCCCAAACAGAAAGAGAUAUACUCGACAAGUUACAACCUCACACUAAUUUGAAAGAACUAGAAAUCCGGGGUUACAGGGGUACAACAUUUUCAGAUUGGUUGGGAAGUUCUUCCUACCGCAACAUCACAUAUGUAUGGCUGGAUGGUUGCAGGAAUUGUUGUAUGCUUCCUUCACUUGGACAAUUGCCCUCUUUGAAGCACCUUACAAUUUUAAAUUUUGAAAGUGUGGAAAUUGUGGGUGCUGAGUUUUACUUUUACCAGAACGAUGAAUCUUGUUUGGAGACUCCAUUUUCAAAGCUUGAAAGUCUUUCGUUUUCAUCAAUGCCUUGCUGGAAGGAGUGGCGUUCAAUGGAGUUCAAUGCAUUUCCUCGACUUAGGGAGCUUUACAUAAGGAAGUGUCCCGUGUUGAGAGGAGAUUUGCCAAAUAACCUUCCAUCUCUGCAAUCACUUAAGAUUGAGGAGUGCGAUGAGCUGAGUUGUUGUGUUCCAAGGGCACCUGCGAUUACCAGUCUUUCAAUUUCAGGAAAGCAUCAGGUGGGGUCCGUGGUGGAGGCCAUUACCAACACGCAACUGACUUGCCUCACUUCUUUAUCCAUCUCAGGUUGUUCCUCCCACAUAUGGUUUCCUGUGAGUGCUAUUCCCCCAUCACUACAAGACUUGACGAUAUUCGAUUGCAGAAAAUUAGAAUUCGAAAUGGAUGGCCAACACCACUCACUUCAGGAACUAUACAUACGUAGCAGCUGUGAUUCACUUGCGUCCUUCUCCUUGUUGGAUUCCUUUCCGAAUCUCGUGCGUGUUGACAUCAAGUACUGUGGAAACAUGGAGUCUAUUGUGGUGUCACGCUCUCUUUCAGGUCUCCGUUAUUUAUGGAUCAAGCAUUGUGGGAGUUUGAAAUCCGUGUCGACGAUAUGGAUGGCAGCACCUCAGCUAGAGCGUCUCUCAUUAGUGGGUUGCCCAGAGAUCGAUUUGUGUGCUCCAGGGGUUCCACACCGUAGCCUCAGAUAUCUUUUCAUCAGCUACUGCGAGAAACUAGUGAGCACUGCAGUAUUCAUGAAUUCACAAUUUCAAGGGCUUAUUGAUCUUUGGAUUGAAGGUGAAUGUGAGAGUGUGAAGUGUCUCCCAAAGGAAGGUUGGUUGCCUGCCUCCCUUCAGUCUCUCACACUGGAAGGCAUUAAAAGUGUGGAGACGUUGGAAUGCAACGGACUUGCCCACCUCACCUCCCUCCAUGAAUUAUCUAUUUAUGGUUGUCCCAAGUUGGAGAAUAUGGAGGGUGAAAAGCUGCCUGCCUCUUUAAAACAACUCCGCAUCAGUCAUACCCCUUUGCUGGGUAAACGGUGCGAGAUGAAGGACCCACAGCUUUGGCCCAAAAUCUCCCACAUCCCCGCCAUUCAAGUUGAUAACACAUGGAUUUGGUAAACCAACUUCAACAGUACUCUUACAUGCUUUGAUACUUGCUUCAGACCCUUUGGCAUGGGAGUUGGGACAUGUUGAAAUUAGGUUCUUCUUCCAACCUUGAUUUAAUAUUCCUUUUGAAUACUCAGAAAGAAUGCUGUAUCUUACAGUGCUUCAUAUGUUGCAUACCAUCAACUAUGCAGCAAAGUAUCGUAUAUUAUUUUGAUUUAAUAUUUGUUCUCUUUUCUUUCGUUUUAUUGUUGGUGGAUUCCUCAAUAAGAGAAUGACGUUAGUGGUAAUUGAAAAAACUUAGAAUCUUAUAUGAUUGGCUCUAAAUUCUUUUAUAUUUCGUUGAAGUGUGCUAUUUCUUUGAGCCUUUUUUACCAAAAGAAAGUUCAUGCAAGAUAGUUGAUUUAUCUAAACAAAAUUUACCAUAGUUUAUGGUUGAAAAAUGAAUUGUGCUUUUGUUUCUCUGAUAUGUAGAUAAAGUGCAGAUAUAAUCUAACUCCUCAUUGCUGUUAGUGCUGUUAAUUCAUUGCACCAUUCCUUACAUGCACGGUUUCUAUUCUCAUGUAGUUUUUGUUUGGAGCUAGAGAGUACUUCUUGUGUGCCAGAUGUAAGGGUGGUAUUUUCAGUGGUGUUAUGAACUAUUAAACACCUGAAUUGCAUUACUUCUUUCAUGUAUUUCUUUUUUUUUCCCCAACUUUUGCUGCUGACAACUUAUACAUUGAAGUUUAUUAUAACAUUGACUGCUUUUUCUUUUGUUCUGUUGAUAAGAUGAUGAAAUCUACCGUGGGGGAAGUGUACAGUAUACCCUUGAAGGACACAGCUCAUAUGGGAAACAGUUCAAUAUUCACUUAUCCAAAGGCAGAACUGAGAUUGAGGCUGCUGAUAGCCAAAGAAGGGAGUGCUCUGAUAUAGGCAUCGCAAUUGGUGCAACAAUUUGAAGUUCUUUAUGAGGUUCAAGAUCCUUGAGAAUGCCAAACGGACACGACACUCUCAAGGAGAAUAGAAGUCGCGCUGCUACUCCUUCUAAAGAAGUGGCUAGGAAUCAGUAAAGAAACUUAGAUCUCCAUUUGAUCUGAGUUUGAAUUACAAACAUUGUUCACUCACUGUUUGUGGUGUAUGCUUUCCUUUCCUUUAAGUACUUCAUAGUUCUUAUGUUAGUAAGUAAUGCGUGAUUAGUUGUAACAUGGAAAGGGAUAACUUAGUUGUAAUUGAAGAAGAGAGUAUUCAAUAAAUAGUAGAUAUUUUUGGCCCCAGUCCUAUUCCCUGAUGGCAAUGCCGAAGGGGGAUAGAGGCUGGUCCCUAACCAGGCACUUGAUGGCUAUGCCGGAGAGUCCUUGGUUGGGGGGUUAUUUUUAAAAAAAAGAAUAAAAGGUGUAAGAUGGAAAGAUGUUUAUGGUUAACAAGAAGUCAAGAAUGAAGAAUUACUUCUUCCAGUGGCUUAAUUGUGGUUUA
Molecule: messenger RNA, 5458 nt
Organism: Arachis ipaensis
Lineage: Eukaryota; Viridiplantae; Streptophyta; Magnoliopsida; Fabales; Fabaceae
Source: RefSeq, a predicted model, not a curated record